UCUUCCCACCCCGCUAUGAAUACAGUCAUAUGCAAAUUCUGUAAGUUACUGAAGUGCAUUUUCAGUCAUUGCUUUGGUAUGAAAGAUAGAGUCACAAAAAAUGCUGUUAAAAUCACGUUUCGUUUUUGUCGUUUUUGUGACUUUGCUGCUGUUAACCAUCAACCUUUUGUGGACGUUUGUCGCUGAGGAUAAAUCGGGAGUAAAUGGAGAAUAUUUUGUUGAGAUGAAAUUAGGAAAUCAUAAUGUAAAUGCAGCGCUGCAGACAAUUUUAGCGGCAGUCAAAGAUAUAAGAAACGAUGUAAAUAAGCUACAAGCACAAAAACAACAAGACGAUUUACCACAAUGGAUCGAGCGUUUCCAAGCUCCGCAGUGGACAGGGUUCAAACCAUGGCGUGGAGUGCUGGUGUUUUUUGUAUCUUAUCGUUAUGCGUAUCUUAGAAAAUGUCUCGAGUCCAUCGCUCUGGCUUCAACAGAUAUCAACAAUUCAUCGGUAUGUGUGUUUGUUCUCCAUCGUACACCAAAGACCACUGCUAGAGACGUGAACCAAACGUUUGAGGUCAUUCGAAACGUGACGUUCUGCAAAGUCUUCGUGUGGACAGUUAAAGAAGACACUAAAGAGAAACAUUACGCUUUGAGACUCAAACGUCACUGGUGGUUUGUUCUGGAGUCUGUCUUUGACGCAACUCUCACUGGGAACUCGUUUAACGGCUGGUUGCUUGGUUACAAGCACGACAUCUUGUUCGUCGAAGAGGACACUGUCCUAUCACCAGACUUCGUAAAGGUCAUGUGGUAUGCAAGCGAGGUGAAGCGACGUAAUGCUGACAUCAUACAGUUCGCGCUUGGCGGAUGGUCUGGAGAGAACAUGAUCAAUGCACAUCCAGACACGUUUAUCGUGCGCCCCUCGCGAGAUCUGCGUGGGAUCGCGUACGGUAUUAACCAAUCAACGUGGUUGUACUUUAAAACCCUCGAGAAGGAUUUUAAAGCCGAUAAGCAAGCCGAUUGGUGCAUAUCGAUGGGCUUGGCUCUGGCAAGACACAACGAUAACACAGCGUUGAGGUUUGUCGUUCCAACGUUGAGUCGUGUUUGGCAUAUAGGUGUACACGGCCUGGGGCCGAGAGGUAAUUUUAACGAGAAACGAGGCAUAUCAGCAGAACCUAACUGGGCGCAUGCAAGCAGGUUACUUGAGCCAGAAUAUGCCCAAGUUAAUCUUGGCUUUAGAGAUAUCCUGGGCUUUCUUUGUGAGAACAGAAACAAAUUGCUUUCUCUUAAAGAAAUAGUGUGUCCAAAGAGCGUACAAAGAUGGAAAAGAAAGGAUAGAAACAGAAUAAUGUGUGUGAAACAGCCAUAUGUUAAUGAUCUGUGCGAUGUUUUUGUGCCAAUUUGAAAUAUUUCAAAUAAAGCAGAAUGAUCUCUGAAACUAGACUUUAGUGCAUGCCUGAGAUUUGGAUUUAGUAAUCCAGGAAGUUUGUGAAAUGGUUAAC
Dendronephthya gigantea is the source of this 1481-nucleotide messenger RNA. RefSeq lists its product as uncharacterized. The coding region runs from base 101 to 1384 and encodes 427 amino acids. Gene Ontology annotation, cellular component: Golgi membrane; Golgi stack. Lineage: Eukaryota; Metazoa; Cnidaria; Anthozoa; Malacalcyonacea; Nephtheidae. The transcript is spliced from 4 exons. Gene Ontology annotation, molecular function: alpha-1,6-mannosylglycoprotein 2-beta-N-acetylglucosaminyltransferase activity. Gene Ontology annotation, biological process: oligosaccharide biosynthetic process; protein N-linked glycosylation. The record is from RefSeq and is a predicted model, not a curated record.